AUGAGAGCCUCUGAAUUCAAUCGCGCCGUCAGUCAGACUCGGCAGUCUGUUCGCGUGUCGCCCAUGACAGUCAGCUACAAUCAAUCCGUGUCCACCUCGCGGCCAUGGACGUUCAUCGCCCUCAUAUUUCGAUGGCGUGGCUCCGUCUGGAAGGUGAUCUGGAUGCAGUAUUUGGUGUGGCUCGGCCUCUACUUUCUCACCUCGAUCAUUUAUCGAUUCGCUCUCAAUGAGUACCAGCAAAAAAUUUUCGUGCAAAUCGUCGAUUACACGAACGCGCGGAUGUCGUACGUGCCUCUCGACUGGAUGCUCGGAUUUUUCAUCGCCGGCGUUCUGCGACGCUUCUGGUAUUUGUACAACAUCAUCGGAUUCAUUGACAACAUCGCUUGCUCGGUGGCGACGUACGUUCGAGGCGAUUGCGAGCGCGCCAAACAAUAUCGACGCAACAUCAUCAGAUACUGCGAGCUGGUGCAGGUGUUGAUCUACCGCGAUUUGUCGAUGAAAACCCGCAAGCGUUUCCCAACACUCGACACGGUGGCGGCCGCCGGCUUCAUGAUGCCGCACGAGAAGGCCAACUUCGACGAGAUUCAAUACAACUACAACAAAUACUUUUUGGCGUUCAACUGGGCGUGGUCGUUGAUCUACAACGCGCGAAAGGAGGGCUUCAUCGAGUCCGAUUACUAUGUGACCGUCGUUUCAGAGGACGUCAAACAAUUCCGAACGGGCCUCGCCUGGGUGUGCAACUACGACUGGGUGCCGCUGCCGAUGAUCUACCCGACGAUCGUGUGCCUCGCCGUCCACACCUACUUCCUCGUGUGCGUCGUCUCGCGUCAGUACGUCGUCGGCUCGCGAAUCGAUCCCGACAUGAUCGACUUGGUGUUUCCGUUGAUGACGAGCCUCCAAUUCGUCUUCUACAUGGGUUGGCUUAAAGUCGGCGAGGGCCUCCUCAAUCCGUGGGGCGAGGACGACGACGACUUCGAGACCAACAUGCUCAUCGAUCGAAAUUUGGCGAUGGGCCUCAAAAUCGUCGACGAGGGUCCCUACAAAACGCCGCGACUUGAGAAGGACGCGUUCUGGGACGACGAAUGGGUCCCGUUGUAUUCGGAAGCGAGCGCGCACGAGAAGCGCUAUCAAACGCGCGAGGGCUCGCUGGCGCAUAUCAAACUCUCGCGCGCGGUCUCGCAGGUCCGAAUGGUGCCGAGAGACGGUCGUCGGGCGAGCAGCUUCAAGGAGAAAAUCGUCGACGUCAAACCCGACGAAGUCGAAGAGGAUCGUCCAAAAAUCCUUCGCCCCGCCUCGAUUCUCAAUCUCGCCCGACAUUCGUCGACACACAGCAUCUCGAGCCGAACUCAUCAGACGCCGACAAGUCCCAUCUUCGCGAUGGAGACGCUCUCAACCCAAACGAGCCCCCCAUCAAGUGUGCCGCGAGCGAUCGCCGAAAGCACACUGGAAGACGAGUCCGAUGAGCAUCAAAAGAACAAAUAA
Caenorhabditis bovis is the source of this 1482-nucleotide messenger RNA. The record is from the annotation of a GenBank genome assembly. NCBI's taxonomy places the organism in Eukaryota, Metazoa, Nematoda, Chromadorea, Rhabditida, Rhabditidae.